UAUUAACGCCGUCAUCAAAAAAUUUUCGGUUGACUCGGAAUUAAUUGCUUGUGAAAAGAUAAAUUUAAUUAUUUUUUUCUUUAAUUUAAAUUUCAAUUUUGUUGUUCUUUGUCAGUUUAUGAAUUAUAAAUGAAAGUAUUAGAGAAAAUACAAGUGCAAAUUCUCGAGGAAAACGCUUGCCAUAAGAAUUCAAUCCAGUUAGAGGCGUACGUGAUAUAAACAAUAUACACCAUGGUGGAUACCAAAUGCAAUUUUCUUAACAGUAAAUAUAAAAAGUCAGAAUGUAGUGCAUCCAAUACGGAUGUUCUCAAUGAGGACGAAAGUUUACUUAGACAACCACUUCGCACAUCAUGUACAGGUUUUUGGGAAGCAAAAAAGGCUUACGAAAACGGUACAGAAGAGGUACGACGUCUACUGAUACAAGAAUGCUCUCUCAUCUACGAGUGCAAUAUGUGUCGCAAUAUGUUUCGUAGUUUGGCAAAUUUUAUUAGUCACAAACGCAGCUAUUGCAAAUUGACUUCGAAAGAUAAUUUCCACUCCUUUACGGAUCGAAAUUCCAGUGUGCUCAUUCAAACAGUUGAACGUUCGGAACCAUGGCUAGUUAAAAGCCGCAGCACAGGUUCAUCACCAAUUCCAAGCUCUAAAACUUCAAAUCGUGAUUUGAGUACAGUAAUUGAACGUUUGAAGCGUGUAGAGGUCUCUCCUGAAUGCAGUAAAAAUAACAUUUUAUCAAUGGAACACAUAAUAAAUCCAUCACCGCCAGAGCCUAAAGCUCCCGAUCCAGUCUUAGAACUGGAACGUGUGUCGACAACAGCUCACGCAGUAUAUCAGACUUUAAAAAUGCAGAAUGAUUCUGAUAGUAUCAAAACAGAAUUAGAUGAAGUACACAACCUUUUAUCAAAUCAAAAGACUAUGAUCGGCUCCGAUGGCAAAGUUAUAAUUAGUCCAACUUUAAUAACUUAUACUGCAAAAAGCGGAAAUGAUAGCAAUGGACUAAAUGAAAUUAAUUACAAAGUCACAACAGUAUUGGGAGGUAUUUCUUGCGAAAUAUGCAAAAUGACCUUUCAGACGGAGAAGACACUAAAAAUCCACGUCCAAAAGAAGCAUACAUCGUCAACUUAUGUAUUUCAGUGUCCGACAUGCUCAAUGACAUUUUUACAACCCGCUGCUGUUAUACGUCAUUUGGCCAAUGAACACAAAAAACCAAUGCGAAGAAUACGCAAAAUGCGCGAUACUAUUCUUAAGAAACGUAUUCAAAUUGGAGAUGUUCAAGUGAAAGGACCAAGUCGUGAAGUGAAACGUCUUAAGAUAAAUAAUACCAAAGACAAUGAUGUAUCUAAUAUACUAAAUCAACAAAAUGGAAAAACUGUCACAUCAUGUUUGUAUUGUUUGAAGAAAUUCGAGAGAAGAGCUGCAUUGACAACUCAUCUUUCAAACUGUUUAGCUCGGAAGACAUCAUUAAAUAAGGCAGAAAUAUCAAAGAAACUCAAUCCUUUAGAUGGACAAAUCAAUAAAGAAAAACUACAAAAAGAAGAAAUCUCAAAUCAACUUUUAGAAUCUAAUAAUCAAAAUGAUAAAACCAUGAGUGAAGGACAAACCGAAGCUAAAGUUAACAUAAACAUUAAACAAGAGCCUCUGGUAAAUGAAAACUCGUCUGUCAAUGCAACAAAUAUAAAUGAAUUAUUUGAAAAUUUGGAGAAUCAAACAUUUGGCAAUGGUCUACGUACUGUUUCUUUGGAAAAGUUGGAAAUGCUGGUAGAUGCGAAAUGUAACGAUAACACAAAUCCAGAAGAAUGUAUUAAUGGUUCUUACCAAGCUCUUUGCUCUUACAGCGAACAAAAUAAUGAAAAAUCAGUGAAGACAAAUAAAGCUAUCAAUAGUGGAAAUGUUAUAAAAAAGGAGAAAACAAAACGUUUUCGCAUUAUAUCAGCUUCAAAGCAAUUAACUUGUCGUUGCAAAAUAUGCAAUAAACAAUUUAAUGCCCUGAGUAAUCUUAGACGACACAUCUCAAUGUUUCACUACAGAUCGAGGCGAUUUGGCUGCAGUUUAUGCGACUAUCGUGCCUUUAGACGUUAUGAUAUAGUAAAUCAUUUGACGUUUGUUCAUAAAAUGACAGAAGAGCGCGAAACUAUGGCUGUGGAAUAUGUAACGGUUCAUGAGAUAAAAUAUUCAAAAGACGACGUUGAGGGUGAUAUUGUCUUAGUUAAUGAUGAGGCUACUGCAUCUGAGCAGAAUAAAAUACAAGAUCAGGGACAAGUAGUACCUCACGAAAAUGCCGUAAGGACAUACGUAAAGCGGGAAAAACGUAAGAACAUUUAUUUACAGCCAAACAAAGUUCUAGUACAGCCAAACAAAGUAGAUUCCAUUGUAACCAAAGAUGUAUCUCACGUAAAAGUAGUUCGCAGACGAAUGAAAAAAUGUCAGGACCAACAAGUUGAGGGUAAAAAGAGACCCAUUCGAAAUCGCAUAAAAACUGUCAACAAGGACUUUGUAUAUGAUCUCCUCACAGUUAAAGAAGAGCCUAAACAACCGCCACGUGUAGCUUUCAAGCGUCGUAAUACGAUGUGUAUCGAUCAAAACAACACAGCAAAUGUUCACCUUACACCACCUCCCAUAAAAGUAACACCAUACAGAUUGAGAACUGAGCCAUUAAUACCGUUAGAUAAAAGUGCUGUAAAAGGUGUUGCAGCCAGUGUAUGUCGUAAUGUAAUCCAUGAGGGUCUAGCUGCUUCCUCAACUUUGCCCGAAUUGCCAGCGGAGCGACCACAAAUGCGUCCUCGCCUCAUAUCAUCUUCACGUAGUGACUCUAAUAGUGUACCCAUUAUUGAAACAACUGAACUGGAAGCCGCUCGUUUAAAAUCCACAUUAUUUGAUGACUCUUUUUUAGAAAAGUUUGCAAAGAAAUCAAACCCCUCGUUUAGAAUGAAGCCAUUGUUGGCACAACAACAUAGUCCACUCAACUCAAUACUUCAAAAGUUCGAUGCAUCUCAACAAAAUAUUAUGCAAAGAACAGAUAAUAUAAAUUUCCUUAAGCCGACGGAAAAGACCAACAUCUCUCCACCAAAUUUCACUCUAUGUUCACUGCAAUCUUUAACGCAAACAACUCUGAAAGAAAGAGAUGUAACACCAAAUGGAAAACAAGUUAUGGAAACAUCUUCGCCACCUGCCACUCCAAAAAAACGUAUUACUCUAAUGCAACGUCUUGCAGAAAACAGAGCCAAACGAAGAGACAGUGUCAUUCGUACCGCUUUAGAAAAUUAAUUUUAAGUUUUUAGUUAAGCCAAUAAGUGACAUUCUGGGUUUUUAAAAAACUUUAUUUAAUUCCAUUAACAAAUAUUCAUAACCAUUUGAUACAAUUUCCAAUACAGGAAAUCAGUACAUAUAAAAACACUCCUUUAAAUACUAUCUAAUAUGUUAGGAAAGACUGAACGUCUUUCUGUUGUAUUAUUUUAAAAAUAAAUUGUAUUUGCAUUAAGCUAAA
Molecule: messenger RNA, 3481 nt
Organism: Lucilia cuprina (Australian sheep blowfly)
Lineage: Eukaryota; Metazoa; Arthropoda; Insecta; Diptera; Calliphoridae
Product: zinc finger protein 800
Exons: 5
Coding region: 232-3261 (1009 amino acids)
Source: RefSeq, a predicted model, not a curated record